This is a messenger RNA of Zea mays, 1767 nucleotides long. RefSeq lists its product as uncharacterized. NCBI's taxonomy places the organism in Eukaryota, Viridiplantae, Streptophyta, Magnoliopsida, Poales, Poaceae. The transcript has a single exon. The record is from RefSeq and is marked validated. Bases 217 to 1581 code for a protein of 454 amino acids.
AGACAUUAGUAUUAGUGGGUUAGGUUAGGUACAUGCCUAAACACAAGCAAGUGGGCAGACCACUAAAGUCUACAACAGCUUCAGCUGCAGCGUUCCUCUCCCGUAUCCUGUGCCAGCUGACUCGCCUUCUCAAGUUCUGAAACGCAGCGGAGCGCGCCGGAGGAGAGCAAAGCGGACAGUGGAGGAUAGAGAGAGCAGAACACCAGAUCAGAUCAGAUGGCGCCUCCGUCUCCCCAGCCGCCGCUAGUGCGCGUGCUCGACCGCAUCCGCGUCUCGCCGCCGCCGGCUGAUUCUGAGCAAGAGCCUGCGCUCCCCCUCACUUUCUUCGACGUUGCCUGGCUCUUCACCGGCCCCGUCGAGCGCCUCUUCUUCUUCCGCCACCCGGAGCCGGCCUCCACUCUCCCGCUCCUCCGCUCCUCGCUCUCCCUCGCGCUCCGCCGCUUCUACCCACUCGCCGGCACCAUCAGGCCCCACGCGCCCUUCCUCUGCUCCUACACCCAUGGUACCGAUGCCCUCACCAUGGUCGUCGCCGAGUCGAACAGCCCCGACGAUUUCGACAGCCUCGUAGCCAGGUCACGCAGGGACCUGGACAGGAUCCGCCCCCUCGUUCCGCAGUUGCCGCCGCCGGGGGAAGACGGAGCGUUCGCGCUCGCCGCCGUGCAGGCCACUGUCUUCCGAGGCCGUGGCCUCUGCCUCGGCGUCUCCGUCCACCACGCUGCCUGCGACGAUGCCUCCACCAUGCAUUUCGUCCGCACCUGGGCCGCUACCUGCCGCCUAGGACUCGAGAACGACGACGGAUCCGAGGACGCCGUGCUACCGCCACGGCCGGUGCUGGACCGCUCCGUCGUCGCCGACCCCGACGACCUGCGCGGGAAGACGCUCGCCGGGAUGGCGCGCCUCGCCCCUCCUCCUUCUCCGCCGCCGCCGCAGCAGGAGGAGAAGACGCCGAUGGUGAUGGCGUCGUUCCUGCUGGGGCGCGAGCAGAUCGACCGGAUCAAGGAGGGCGCGGCAGCAAAGGCAUCGUCUUUCGUGGCGGCGUCGGCCUUGGCGUGGGUGUGCCUCCUCAAGUGCGGUUCCGUUGGCGUCGCGGGCGCCCGGCGCAGCCACAUGCUCUUCUCCGCCGAGUGCCGGUCCAGGCUGACGCCACCGCUGCCGGCCGAAUACUUCGGCAACUGCCUGCGCCCCUGCUUCGUGGAAGCCGCCACGGCGGACCUUCUCUCUGGGGAAACUGAGGACGGGGUGGCUGCGGCGGCGUCGGCGAUCGGGAGCGCGAUCCAGGAGAUGGAGCAGGGCGUGCUGGAAGGCGCGGAGGGGUGGUUGGGCAGGGUGCUGUCGGUGCUUCCCGAGCGGCCCAUGUCCGUGGGCGGGUCCCCCAGGCACGGCGUGUACGAAACCACGGACUUCGGGUGGGGCCGGCCGGCGAGGGUGGAGAUGGUGUCGGUGGAGAAGACGCCCGGGACGGUAGCGCUGGCAGACAGCCCGGAGGGAGACGGAGGCAUCGAGCUCGGGGUGGUGUUGCCGCCGGACGCCAUGGAUGCAUUUGCUUCGUGCUUUGCGCAUGCCGUCGGCGCCAACGUCUGAUUGGCAUUCCGAUCCGAGGUGCAGCUGCUGCGCCAAAAGAUUCGAUUGAAGCAGCGUAUUAUUUGUGCUUGAUUAAUUGAUUUACUUUACUGUCUUGAGAGUGAGCUCGUUCUUGCUGCGGAUGUGCGAAGUCAAGGAAUAAACAACCGGAUUGUUCCGAAAUCAAUCAAGCGUCACUAUGAUUUA